Messenger RNA from Rhea pennata, 2779 nucleotides. It is a transcript of the gene RAB6A, whose product is annotated as RAB6A, member RAS oncogene family. The transcript is spliced from 9 exons. Gene Ontology annotation, biological process: vesicle-mediated transport. Gene Ontology annotation, molecular function: GTP binding; GTPase activity. Bases 123 to 824 code for a protein of 233 amino acids. NCBI's taxonomy places the organism in Eukaryota, Metazoa, Chordata, Aves, Rheiformes, Rheidae. The record is from RefSeq and is a predicted model, not a curated record.
GGGGAGCGGGAGGGGGAGGGGAAGACAGAGCCAGCGAGCGAGCGAGCGAGAGCGGUCGCGGGUGCCGCCGCGGGGAGCGGAGCGAGCUGCGGGGCGGCGGCGGCGGCGGCGGCUCCUCCAUCAUGUCGGCGGGCGGGGACUUCGGCAACCCGCUGCGGAAAUUCAAGCUGGUGUUUCUGGGCGAGCAGAGCGUGGGGAAGACUUCCUUGAUCACCAGGUUCAUGUAUGACAGCUUUGACAACACCUACCAGGCAACAAUUGGCAUUGACUUCUUAUCGAAAACCAUGUAUUUGGAAGAUCGAACACAAAACCGGCCCUUGUGCAUCUUUCCGUGUAUGUCGUUUUUAGUACGCUUUGUCUUUCCUUUCAGAAUCUUGCUGAUCAGGUUGCAGCUGUGGGAUACUGCGGGUCAGGAACGUUUCCGUAGCCUCAUUCCCAGUUACAUCCGUGACUCUGCUGCUGCUGUAGUAGUUUACGAUAUCACAAAUGUAAACUCGUUCCAGCAAACCACAAAAUGGAUUGAUGAUGUCAGGACGGAAAGGGGCAGUGAUGUCAUCAUUAUGCUGGUGGGAAAUAAAACAGAUCUAGCAGAUAAGAGACAAGUGUCCAUUGAGGAAGGAGAAAGAAAAGCCAAAGAGCUGAAUGUAAUGUUCAUUGAAACUAGUGCAAAAGCAGGAUACAAUGUAAAACAGCUUUUCCGACGCGUGGCAGCUGCCUUGCCUGGAAUGGAAAGCACACAAGACAAAAGUAGAGAAGACAUGAUUGACAUAAAACUGGAAAAGCCUCAAGAGCAGCCUGUCAGUGAAGGAGGCUGUUCCUGCUAAUACCACGUGGCUUCUACCUUUCUCCAGAACAUCACUGCUUUCCCUCCCUUUACUCUUCAUUGACUGCAGUGUGAAUAUUGGCUUGAACCUUCCCCUUUCAGUAAUAACGUAUUGCAGUUCAUCAUCGCUGGCUGUCUCGUGGAGAUGAUCUAUUAGCUUCACAAGCACACACACACAAAGAAAAAUGUCAGUGUCUUCAUUAUUUAUAAGAAAAAGCCAAAAUAUUCCAGCAUAUUCUAGUUAUAACUUUAAAAAGAUAGGUACAAUUUCUUAAUAUUUGUUCCUUUUUUAAUAUGUUAUGAUAUUGCACUUUGAAAUGAUGGAAACUGAGCAAGUUUUGAAUUGGACUUAGUGAGAUGUAUGUGCAGAAUAAUGCUUGCAGAGCUUACCCAUUUGAUUUCUCUAACAAACUGGAAAUGACUAGACAGCAGUUGAAAAUGCAGGCAGAGGAGGCAUAUGCCAAGGGUUAAAUGCUAUCCAUAUAAUAAAAAAAUAAAACCAGGCUCUUAAUCUUUUGAGCAGAGAUAGUCUGAAUGGUGUUCAAACCCCAUGUGUUUUUAGGAACGAAUGUUAGCAGGGGUUUUGAUAUCAUAAAAGGCUACUGGAUUUUUUAGUUCUUGCAGAGGCAACGCGAACACGUUUCCAAGAAAGCGUACUGAGAAAUACGAAGCGUCUUUCUGAACUGGAUGGAUGGCUUCUGGAGGAUCUCGGGGGAGAAGGGGAGGGUGGACGUGCAUUAGCAAAACACUUGCGAGAAACAAGGAAACAUGUUUUGGGUGCACAGCGAGUUUUAAGAGCAUUUUUUUCCUUUUAUGUAGAACACCAAUAAAGUAAAUUAUUACUACUUGAGAGAUUGGAAUGUAACGUUUCAGUUGUUCCGAGGAGAAAGCAUUUUGCUUCUUUUAAGAAAGGAGAAACUUUAAAUGAAUUCAAGACUGGCACUAAAAGCAUCUUAAGUUGAUUGGAACACUCAAAUUUGGCAAAAAGAUGAAGCAGCAGUUAAAUAAAUGAAUAGAAACGCUCUGGUAAGAGGCCAGUUAAAGACUGGGAUGGAGGGAGCAAUUUAAGGAGGAAUUGCACGUGCUUUUCCGUAGCGUGGUCAUAGGUGGACUAGGGGAAGGGGUGUUAACUUUAAUCGUACAGGAAUCUAGAUGAAAGAUCUUAGGUGGAAAGGAAGGAAUUUAAUAGGAUGGAAACUGAUUUAGGAUUAUGCAGAUCUAUGCCUUCAUUUUUUUAGCAUUUUUUAUGUUCAGUCUUCUGAGUUGGUUUAGUUUUUUCACUAGAUCUGUAUAGUUUGGUUAAAUAACUAGUAACUUAGUUUUCUAUUUAACUAGGCUUACUGUUAACCAGUUUUCUUCGGUAUUUAUUUCUUUGUUUAAUUUUUUACUAUUUUCGGUAAUUUUUGGUUUGGUUUUGUUUUGCGGCCGAAUCUGUUCAGAGCUUUGCUGAUGUCGUGAGGCGUAGCUGCCCCGGAAACACAGGAUCGGACACACUAGAAGUGCACCCUUUUAAUCUUUACUAGUCAUUGUGAAGUUGCUGUGUAAGUUAAUAAACACAAUUGUAAAUACAUUGUUUGCUGGGCGGAUACGGCUGAGUUACAGUGCAGGAAAGAAUUUGCGAGUCUGUUGCGAUUGCUACUUAGCGAACAAUUGCAAGCAAAUAUUCAGGCUCCUCCAUCGUUCUCUUCUGCCCCUCUACCACCGAAAAAAUAACCAACCGGGGAAGAGAAGGGAAUCGUCCUCACCACCACUUUCACCAGGAAAUGGGCAUGAAAGAUUGGGGUUUCUUCAUUCUUGGAAUGAAGGUUAAAACUCGUGUCCUAACCUGGGUUUGUAGCAACUCUGCACAACGAUAACUUAAAGGCAGGAUGAGAUGUAAAGUGCUUUUAUAAUGCAAUAUUAAAGGCGAGUUUUUUUGACGUGGCAUGUCUUGAAAUAAACAUCAAUGAUAUGUGA